GAGCCACGACCACCGAGUGUACACGUUCGAGUGCUCAGUUCGCUCCUUCCCAGGCCUCUCACUCACACUCUCGGAUUUUUUCUUCGCUUUCGACUUUCCUCUCUCUCCCUCUCUCUCUCUCUCUCUCCGGUCUCCAGUUAUCGACACAACACGUGCGUCGACCAGACGGAGAGACAGUUUACGAGAAGAUACAGCGAUACGCAAACGUGCGCGUGAUCUUCGCCAGUGAGGAUAACGGUGCGACGACGAGAACAGACUCUCCGGGGUUCGCUUAGUGUGUCAUGACACUGGUGGCCCUUCUGCAGGAGAGCAGAGACAUCGACAGAUUCACCGGAGCCAAGCAGCAGCAGCACCUCGUCUCCAUGAUGCUGAGCGUACAGCCCCAGGCCCAGCAGCAGCAGCUCUACCACGUAGCCCACCGCGGCAACGUUAUCGUCAGCGCCAACAACAACAACAACAACAACGACAGCAAGAUGCAGCAGGUACAGCAACAGCAGCAGCAGUCGGCAGCCCAGAAGCGCAAGAUGUACGCGCAAGCGACCCCCUACAGCGGCAGCGGUAACGGCCAGGCGGCGCACCAGCCGGCCUCCGUCGCCAGGAGGAACGCUCGCGAGAGGAACCGCGUGAAGCAGGUGAACAACGGUUUCGCGACCCUCAGACAGCACAUCCCCCAGAGUCUGGCCCAGGCUCUCGGCAACAACACCGCCGGCACCCAGGGCGGCGCUCGCGCCGGCAGCAAGAAGCUCUCCAAGGUCGAGACCCUGCGCAUGGCCGUCGAGUAUAUCCGCAACUUGAAGCAGCUCCUCGACGAGAAUGACUCCGAGGGCGGCAGCAGCAGCUCCGGCUCGCCAUCGCCCCUCAUGCAGGCCAGCAGCCCGGCCCAGUCCGUCCACAUGAAGCACCAGCAGCCCGAGCUCGUCAAGUUCGAGCUCAAGUCCGAGAGCGGCGACGACGAGCUGCCCGACAUGCAGCAGCACCACUACCAGCACCAGCACCUCCAGUACAUGCCCCAGCAGCAGCAGCAGCAGUACCAGCAGCUCCAGAGGCAGCAGAGCACCUCGCCGGUCUACAACAUCCCGACGCCCUGCUCCGAGGCCUCCAGCUCGCCCACCCCCAGCUUCGUGUCCGAGGCCUCCUCGACCGGGGGCAGCCAGGGCUACGGCACCAACUUCACCGCUAUCACCUACUCGACGCACCAGGACGGCUACGACGGCUAUGAGCCCAUGAGCCCCGAGGACGAGGAGCUGCUCGACUACAUCUCCAUGUGGCAGCAGGGACAGUAGAGGCCGCGCAUUCGAGAUCCGGACUGGAAAUUCUGAUCGAGAACCAAGCCGCUCCGACUUCUGCACAUGAAGGCAGAACGCAAAAGCGGAGCAAAAAAGAAGCAGCGACUACGCUAUGUGUCGGCGGAAAUGAAUCCACCGAUCGUCCGGCGGACCUUCGAUGCGAUCUAGUCAGUGUACGCGGUAGAGUCGUACGGAGUUGCGUGUAUAAAGCAGGAGGAAAUCAUACGUUCAUGUGUUUCACUCUGACUGUAUACAAUAUUCAAAGGCCAUAUCUUCUGCGCAUUAAAGAUGCGCGUGUAAAUGAUAAUAUAUUAUUUAUAUGAGUCUAGCUGUAAUUUGCACCGAGAAUCGAUUCGAUUCACUUAACUUAUCUUAUCACUCAUACCUCACACACCGAGAAGUACCGUGUCGCAACUUGACGAAAAUAAGAAGGAGAAGAAGAUGACGAUAAUGAGAAGCCGAAACUCGAUUCUCGGUUGCAAGCGUAUACUACCAUGUACAUAAUUUUCAUGUAUCGCUCGAUAUACUUGUCGCGCGCGCUCGAGAGCGCAUCUUCAUCGCAUUGUAUGGUAAUAAAAUAUAAGAGAGCGGGGACAAAACGGAGAAGGAGAGAAAGAAAUAUAGAACGAUGCCGCAAGUCUUUCGCUGGGUGCGCACCCGAUCUUCGAGUAUAGGAUGAAUUAUUAUUGUAAACGGCGUGCCUUAUACCUGCGUAGAUGCUACUCUGCGACGAACUUACUUUUUGGCUGUAAUAUGGACUUGUACAUAUAUUCUUAUAUAUCGAUCAAAAGAUCACUCGUUACUACAUUAAAUAAGAGGUUAUAUAAUAUAAAUUAAA
Messenger RNA from Nasonia vitripennis (jewel wasp), 2124 nucleotides. RefSeq names its product achaete-scute complex protein T5-like. The coding region runs from base 282 to 1283 and encodes 333 amino acids. NCBI's taxonomy places the organism in Eukaryota, Metazoa, Arthropoda, Insecta, Hymenoptera, Pteromalidae. The record is from RefSeq and is a predicted model, not a curated record. Gene Ontology annotation, biological process: developmental process; regulation of transcription by RNA polymerase II. The transcript is spliced from 2 exons. Gene Ontology annotation, molecular function: DNA-binding transcription factor activity, RNA polymerase II-specific; protein dimerization activity; RNA polymerase II transcription regulatory region sequence-specific DNA binding.